Trichomonas vaginalis G3 is the source of this 804-nucleotide messenger RNA. RefSeq lists its product as uncharacterized. Bases 1 to 804 code for a protein of 267 amino acids. The transcript has a single exon. Lineage: Eukaryota; Parabasalia; Trichomonadida; Trichomonadidae. The record is from RefSeq and is a predicted model, not a curated record.
AUGAGUUAUCUACCUCCAGCACCAAAAGAUUUAAAUGCUAGUGUAUGCAAAGAAAUGGUUAAGAAUGGAGCCCCAGAUUACAUCUAUGCAAAAUACUUCCAUGAUGUCGCAAUAGCCGCAAUGAAAUCAGAUUUUGAUUUAUUUCAUACACCACCCGAAAUGAAAAUGACAAGAGCUCAUAAACUGGCUGCAAGACUAGUAUAUGAAUUCUUAAAGAGAACAAAUUUAUCGCUUACAUUAGAAUCUGCUGAAACUGAAGCAGAAAAUGAAAUUUUCUCAGCAAAUAAUAAAAUUUCCAAAGGAUGUCUUCAGAUAUCAAAAGUACGCCCUCCAAUUCAAAAACUUAUCAGGCAAAGAUAUGUUGAUCUAGGAAAUGGCGAAGAAGAUGUUUCAGAAGGCUGGUUCGAAAUUGAUUCCGAAGUUUUACAUACUAUUUCUCAGUCUGAAGAUGAAGAUCCAACUUAUGUUUUACCAGAGAAUCUCGAAGAAGGACAGGAAGAUGACCACAGGUCAUAUAAGCAUGUAAAAGAAAGGCAAAUCAAAUUACACAACGAAUUUUCAGAAACUGUAUCAGCAUCAAUAGAUAAUUAUGAACUCCCUAAGAAAUCAACACAUUCGCAAUACAAAGCAUCUGCAAUGGCCCAAAAUAACAAGGAUGAUAGUGCUUCUGAUAUAUUUGUUCAAAACACGAAUUCAUCCACUAAAAAGUCUCGCCACAAGAGUUCUACUGCAAAUAGUGAGAUUAAUACUGGUUCAUCACGUGCAUCUACAUCGAAGUCAAAGCGCAGCACCCAUAAGAAGUGA